UAGCGGAGCAGCUUCGUAGUGUUUAAUUUCGAUUCCAGCUGAUCGUACUCGACACUCCUUUCGCUCGCGUCUAGAAUGCUAUGUAGCUGGAGUUCGUUGUUCGCAAGACUUGAAACUCUGGCCAGCGCGUUGCAUCGUUCGUAUUUAGAUAUUUCUUUUCCACCAUUACGGGGCACGACCAACAGUGACGUUUAACGCAGUGAUAGUGAAGUUAAAGCAGUGAAGUAUUCUCUCGCCCGUGCAACGAUAUCCACAAUGGCCGAAAUAAAAGCCAUGGAACAUCCGACAUUGAAGGUGCCGUAUGAAAUUCUGAACAAGCGGUUCAGAAUUGCCCAAAAGACACUCGACCGUGAGCUGAGCCAAAUCCAGAACGUGGCCUCGGAGCUUGAGAAGGGCUUGACCGAGGGUUCGGACAGCACAGAGAUCUCCCGACUGCUCGGUGGCGUCGUCGAGCGACUGCAGGUCCUGAAGCGCAAGGCGGAGGAAAGCAUCUCUGAGGAGCUGUCGGCCGGUUACGUGUGCAAACGUCGCCUGGAGCACCUGAAGCAGAACGUGAACCCGCCCAUCGACGCGUCCACGCUCGAGCUGCAAACGGCGGCCACAAAUCAGUGGAAAAAGAUUCGCCUGGAUCGCAUGAUCGUGGAGCACUUCCUGCGUCUCGGCUACUACGAUACGGCUGAGCGGUUGGCCGAACGAAGCGGCAUUCGCGACCUGACCAACCUGGACAUCUUUCAGGUGACGCGCGAGGUCGAGCGCGACCUGGUGAAUCGCUGCACGCUCAAGUGCAUCGCCUGGUGUAAUGACAACAAGUCGAAGCUGAAGAAGAUCAACUCCACCAUCGAGUUUCAGCUGCGGGUGCAGGAGUUUGUCGAGUUGAUCCGCGACGACAAGCGCGUACUGGCGGUGCGCCACGCCCAGAAGUACUUCCCGGCGUUUGAGCACGAACAGCUGAAGGAAAUUCGCCAGUGUAUGGCCCUGUUGGCGUUCCCGGUGAGCACCGAGAUCGAGCCGUACAAGACAUUGUUCGAUCCACAGCGCUGGCACGAUUUGGUGCUGCAUUUCCGCCUGGAGAACUAUCGCCUCUUCCAGUUGCCGUCCCAGUCGGUGCUGAGCGUGGCCGUACAGGCUGGCAUAUCGGCCCUAAAGACACCGCAGUGCUACUCGUACACAUCGAAAAACAUGAACUGCCCGGUUUGUCAGGAGAACGUGAACGAAAUUGCUGAGAACCUACCGUUCUCGCACUGUGCCCAGAGUCGUCUGAUUUGCAGAAUAACGGGCAAACCACUGAACGAACACAAUCUCCCGAUGAUGCUGCCGAACGGACAGAUCUUCGGCCAGCAGGCUAUCGAGCAGAUGCGACGCGAAAACGACAUCAUCGUUUGCCCGAAAACGAACGAAACGUUCCGUGCGCCAAAGAUCGAAAAGGUUUUCGUUAUGUAGUAGCUUGGCAUGCGAAAAACCGGAACAACUCCACCAGCACGUACCAUUAAACUGUGCUUUCCUCCGGCAUCCCGGGGGGUUCUUUGGAUCAUCUUUCGAUGCGGAGACUCACGAUUGGGUUAUUCCCUGCUUUGAAGAUUCUACUAUAAGCUCGUUUCUUUUAAAACAUCGAAUAAUAUUGAAUUUUAAUUUGUAUUACCUUCGGAAUUGUUCGACAUGCAAAAUUUUGCAUGUUUUUAUUUUAUUCUUUCAAAUUCUUUUCCAUUGGAAACAGCACUUAUGUGCUUCACUAUUUUCUUUGUCGAAAUUAAUUUUUAAAUUUUCUCUAUCUUCUUUACACAUUUGAAUGUUUGAAAAUAAUUGUACAAUACCUUCUUAAGCUUGUUAGCUUUCUUAAGAAUUUUUCUUUUACUUUAAGAAACAAAUACUGUGUGAUCAUCAAUCAGCCACAUGGAAGGUGAUAGAUUCACUACUGGCAUUGAAUCAACAUAUUCAACAUAUAAAACUAAAUUGAAUCAACAUAUUCAAUCCACAUGUGGUUGAAGUGGCAAGCCAUCAACAAUGCGAAAGUCCCUCAUCUGUGGAACAAGCAUGGAACAUCCCGCAACAAACAAUAUGAAAUGAUAGGAUGCGUUAGGUUAUAUAAGUGAAAUAAAAAACCCUUCGUAAUCACUAACAUAGACUACCGAUUCAGAACAGGUUUGAGGGAACAGUAGUGUGUAAGGGAGUAAUACGCAGGGAUACGCAAAGUUCAAACUACCGGAACCGCACCGCGUGACCGUAACGACAAAGCAGAAAAAGAUUGUUUUCUUCAGGCGAGACGACACAAUCGACACAUUGUGAAAACGUUUACAAUACAGUUUGGUGUUGCCAUAACAUGCUAGCGGCCUGAACCGAGAAAUGAAGCACGAGUCAACGCUAAAACAAGUCUAGGUUUGCAUAAAUGUAUAUUACGACAUCAACAUUAACGAAGUAACUAUGAGAUUAAGAGUGAAUAUUUGUUUGCUAUAUGAUUUUGAAUAAAAUAAAGUGAUAAGCUUUCAAA
Molecule: messenger RNA, 2485 nt
Organism: Anopheles coustani
Lineage: Eukaryota; Metazoa; Arthropoda; Insecta; Diptera; Culicidae
Gene: Kaz
Product: E3 ubiquitin-protein transferase MAEA
Exons: 3
Coding region: 256-1440 (394 amino acids)
Biological process (GO): proteasome-mediated ubiquitin-dependent protein catabolic process
Cellular component (GO): GID complex; cytoplasm; nucleus
Molecular function (GO): ubiquitin protein ligase activity; protein binding
Source: RefSeq, a predicted model, not a curated record